AUGGGCCUUAUAUUAGUUAUUGGCAGUGUUGUCAGCCUUAGCAACAAGUACUGGGAUUGUGCUGUCUUAAACAUCUACUACACAAACGCAUGGCUCUGUCUUGGUAUUGGAAUUGUUCAGGUUCUUCUCGGAUUGGUACUCAGUCUUUUUGUCUACCUACAACCCAAGUGCGAUAAGAAGGAUAAUCUUAUUUUGGUUGGUCCGGAAGGCAAUCAAGUGGGUGAGAUCGUCAAGGAUCAUGUGCAAAGCACCAAGAGUAGGCGCUGGACACUGCAAAGUUCACCAAAGCAGCAGAAAUUGUGCAAUCGUUGUCGUUCCAAUAGCUCACGGUGUCGGUGUUGUUUGUGUUGCUGUGGCAACGACAAGAACGACCAAUCCGCUUUCAGCAAUACUGCCCUAUGGUUUCGCCCAUCGGCCAUAAUCUUUCUUUUCAUACUUGCCGGUCAUAUAGCUGCUAUAUCACUGACGGCUUCACUAAUUAGCCAAGCACAAAGUACACACGCGGGUCUCAGUCCUGAGGUGCAAAACAUAUUCAUAGAAGCCAAAUCCGUUUUCAUCUGGAACAAAACGUCAAUCGCCACUUCCGCUGCGGCUAAAUGCUGGGAACGCCUAGAGUCUCAAGGUCGUUGCUGUGGUGUUGAUGGACCUGAAGAUUGGCUCUUGGAAGAUUCCACAGAUAUUAAUAGACAAAAUAACCAACUUGAUUGGAUGAAACAGCAGUGUUCAUGCAGCCAGACUGAAACGGGGAUAUGUGAAACAUUGUCAUUCAAUACUUCUUCAGGCAAACUCCAAAGCAUCACAAUAUACUCAAGGGGUUGUCGAGGUGUUAUAGUUAGUGAAGUGCUCUACGAUCUUAUAGUUCUCAGGGUCCUGGUUCCGCUAUCCUUCAGCAUCAUUCUUUUUACCUGCAUUCUUUGUGUAUGCGUGACGCUUCGUGUGGCUCAUCUGGAAAUGGGUAAUGAAACUAAUCGGCCGUCGAACCAGAUCAUUGAAAAUGACAACGGUGGGUAUAGAGGAACCAAUUCCCUUCCACGAUCAUUCAUGUCUGCUCCACCUAAUCCGGUUCAUGCACCGAGUCCGUUGUCUAAUGUCACUGGUAUAGCUCUGCGCUCCUUAAGUCUGGACAACGUAACGUAUCAGGACGCGUCUUCAUUGAAAUCCAUUUGA
Rodentolepis nana is the source of this 1167-nucleotide messenger RNA. NCBI's taxonomy places the organism in Eukaryota, Metazoa, Platyhelminthes, Cestoda, Cyclophyllidea, Hymenolepididae. The record is from the annotation of a GenBank genome assembly.